This is a messenger RNA of Balaenoptera acutorostrata (minke whale), 643 nucleotides long. It is a transcript of the gene LYZL6, whose product is annotated as lysozyme like 6. The transcript is spliced from 4 exons. The coding region runs from base 1 to 447 and encodes 148 amino acids. Lineage: Eukaryota; Metazoa; Chordata; Mammalia; Artiodactyla; Balaenopteridae. Gene Ontology annotation, cellular component: acrosomal vesicle; sperm flagellum. Gene Ontology annotation, biological process: fusion of sperm to egg plasma membrane involved in single fertilization. The record is from RefSeq and is a predicted model, not a curated record. Gene Ontology annotation, molecular function: lysozyme activity.
AUGGUGACCCUGUUUCUCAUCUCCUUGGUCAGCUGUCUUGUUGCUGUGAAUCAAGCCAGCCUCAUCAACCGAUGUGACUUGGCCAAGGUGCUGCACCAGGAAGACUUGGAUGGCUUUGAGGGCUACUCCCUGAGUGACUGGCUGUGCCUGGCUUUCGUGGAAAGUGACUUCAACAUAACAAAGAUAAAUGAAAAUACAGAUGGCAGCUUUGACUAUGGCAUCUUCCAGAUCAACAGCCACUACUGGUGCAACGAUUACAAGAGUCACACAGAAAACAUUUGCCAAGUGGACUGUCAAGAACUGCUGAGCUCCAAUCUUCUUUCAAUCAUCAACUGUGCGAAAAAGAUUGUGUCCGGAGCAGGGGGGUUGAAGAACUGGGUAAAAUGGAGGUUGCACUGUGAAGGCCGGCCACUCUCCUACUGGAUGACAGGAUGCCACCUGGCAUGAGACAGGGAGCAGACCUGUGGUGGAGUCAUUCCAGAACUCCUCUCCUCACUUGAGAAUUCUUCAUUUCUUCUUCCUCUUGCCUCCACUUCAAGUUAUUUUCUUCCUUUCCCAUUUGCAAAUAAAACUGACCAGAGUCCCAGGAAUAAAUGGUUUUCUAGGGCUUCCUCCUUGUUCCUAUCCAGGCCCAGGCCCCUGG